This is a messenger RNA of Hemisphaericaspora subhashii, 3717 nucleotides long. It is a transcript of the gene AFL1, whose product is annotated as inositol polyphosphate kinase. Gene Ontology annotation, molecular function: inositol hexakisphosphate kinase activity; diphosphoinositol pentakisphosphate kinase activity; 5-diphosphoinositol pentakisphosphate 1-kinase activity. The transcript has a single exon. Gene Ontology annotation, biological process: inositol phosphate biosynthetic process; inositol metabolic process. The record is from RefSeq and is a predicted model, not a curated record. Gene Ontology annotation, cellular component: cytosol. NCBI's taxonomy places the organism in Eukaryota, Fungi, Ascomycota, Pichiomycetes, Serinales, Debaryomycetaceae. The coding region runs from base 1 to 3717 and encodes 1238 amino acids.
AUGUCUGGUCAACAACAAGAGUGCAAGAAGGCAUCACCUGUGCCAAUACCAUCACCUAAUGAUCAGCAUCAACAUCCUACAAGAAAUACAUCUACAACCAAUCAAUUAGCAUCUUCAUCAUCAUCUGAUUUAUUAGUAGAAGAAUCAGCUAUUGCAGAAACUUCUUCUUCUGCAAGUCUGUCACUAUCAAAACCAGCGAGUUCAGUACAAAGUCAAAUAAACUUACCAGUAUCUCCAUUAUCAUUAUCUUUAUCAGAUACAAGUGCUGCUAUUGCUGCUGCCGCUGCUGCUGGGAAUGCUAAUAAUGCAACAGCUACCCUUCAAAAACUUCGUACUAAAUCAAAAUUAUCAUCUCCAGCUACUGAAAAAGCUAUUGCAUCUAUUGCUCCAAUGUUAGAAUCAUUUACUCCAAAAACUUCUGCUGAAGAUUCUGCUUCAAGAUUAGGUUCAACCUCAUCUUCUCCAGGUCAUUAUACGGAGCAGCCUACGCACAGUGCUGCCCCCCCUGGCAGUGGUCACAAUAAAAGUGAUGAUUCAAUCGCUGAAUUAACUAUGGAAAACCUCACAUUCCAACAACAAGCUUCAUCAUCCAACAAGUCUCAUUCAAAUUCAUUUUCAGAACAAGGUAUGGGUGGUAUUACUAUUCCCAGCAAUAGAAUUACAAAAACAAUUUCAAAUACUUCAAUUUCUUCAUCUACUAGGAAAUCAUUCUCAAUUAAUGCCAAAGAUUUUGAAUUACCUAAAUUACCAAAAAUUGGUAAAAUUGGGGUAUGUGCAAUGGAUGCAAAAGUUUUAUCAAAACCUUGCAGACAAAUCUUAAAUCGAUUAAUUGAAAAUGGAGAAUUUGAAACGAUUAUAUUUGGUGAUAAAGUAAUCCUUGAUGAAUCUAUUGAAAAUUGGCCAACUUGUGAUUUUUUAAUUAGUUUCUUCUCAACUGGGUUCCCAUUGGAUAAAGCGAUCUCAUAUGUUCAAUAUCGAAAACCUUAUAUUAUUAAUGAUUUGGUAUUUCAAAAAGCUUUAUGGGAUAGAAGAGUUGUAUUGGCCCUUUUAAAUCAUGCAAAUGUCCCCACGCCGGAUCGAUUAGAAAUUAGUAGAGAUGGUGGUCCUCAUUUAGAUAAAUUUUUAGUGGAGAAUUUACAAAGUGUUGGAAUGUCCCAAGAAACUAUAAAUCAAUUAACUAAUCAAAUAGAACCAGAUUGGGAAAUGAUUGAUGAAGAUACUCUUAGAGUUGGGGAUAAGGUCAUGACUAAGCCAUUUGUGGAAAAACCGGUUGAUGGUGAAGAUCAUAAUGUUUAUAUAUAUUACCCUAAAGCCAAUGGUGGUGGUGGAAGACGGUUAUUUAGAAAGAUUGGAAAUAAAUCAAGUGAAUUUGAUCCAAAUUUAUCCACACCAAGAAUUGACGGAUCUUUUAUAUAUGAGAAAUUUAUGGAUACCGAUAAUUUCGAAGAUGUUAAAGCAUAUACUGUUGGACCUGAUUUUUGUCAUGCUGAAACUAGGAAAUCACCGGUGGUUGAUGGGAUUGUAAGAAGAAAUACUCACGGUAAGGAAAUUAGAUAUAUAACUGAAUUAUCCCCUGAAGAGAAGCUUAUGGCCAAGAAUAUAAGUUCAACUUUCAAACAAACAAUUUGUGGAUUUGAUUUAUUAAGAGUUAAUGGAAAAUCUUAUGUGAUUGAUGUCAAUGGAUUUUCAUUCGUGAAAGACAAUAAUCAAUAUUAUGAUUCUUGUAGCCGGAUAUUACGGGAAUUAUUUAUUCAAGCUAAGAAAUGUCGUGAUUUAAUCAAAACUACAAUUCCACCAUCGACUAAACAUUUACAUAAAUCUCAAUUUGAAGAAAAACAACAAAAAUGGGUAUUUAAAGGUAUGGUUAGUGUUAUUCGUCAUGCUGAUCGUACUCCAAAGCAGAAAUUUAAAUAUUCAUUUAGAAAUCCUUUGUUUAUAUCAUUAUUAAAAGGACAUCGUGAAGAAGUCAUAAUUAGAGCCGUGCCUGAUUUACAAGUUGUUUUAGAAACUGUCAAAAUCGCGCAAGAGAAACAAUUAGAAGAUCUUAAGAAAUUAAAUCAAUUAAGAAUCGCCUUGGAACGGAAAAUGAACUUCCCAGGAACAAAAAUCCAAAUAAAACCAAGUUUAAACCCCAACGAUCCAGAAAUUGUGGAUAAAGUCCAAUUAAUUCUUAAAUGGGGUGGAGAACCUACUCAUUCCGCCACCCAUCAAGCUUCAGAUGUUGGUGAACAAUUAAGACAAAAUAUCAAACUCUUAAACCGAGAAGCAUUAAUGGAUAUAAAAGUCUAUACCUCGUCUGAACGUCGUGUCAUCACGAGUGCACAAUAUUCAACUAAGGCAUUAUUGGGAUUGGAUAAAGAUGAAGAAUUACCUGAUGAUUUCUUAAUUGUACGAAAAGAUUUAUUAGAUGAUUCGAAUGCUGCCAAAGAUUUGAUGGAUAAGGUUAAGAAGAAAUUAAAACCUUUGUUGAGACAGGGAGCAGAAGCUCCACCACAAUUCACAUGGCCACCCAAGAUGCCACAACCAUUUGAAGUUAUUAAACGAGUAUGUGAAUUAAUGAAUUUUCAUCAUCAGAUUAUGAAUUAUAAUUUUGAAACUAAAGAUGUGGCCACAUUCCAGAAGAAUUGGUGUUGUGGUGAGAAUCCAUUUUUGUUUAAAGAAAGAUGGGAUAAAUUAUUUCAAGAAUUUAUUAGUGUUGAAAAGACUCAUCCUUCCAAGAUUUCGGAAUUGUAUGAUACUAUGAAAUAUGAUGCUUUACAUAAUCGACCAUUCUUGAGGAAGAUUUUCUGUUUUGAUCCAAAUGAUGAAGUUUUAUUGAAGAGAUUGAGAGAAGUUUGUGGAGAUACUGUGAAUUCAUCAGGUUUGGUGAGUGAAUAUCCUAUUAAUAUAUUAGCCAUGAAUAAUUUUAAGAUCUCCCUGGAACUGACAACAUCACCUGCUCCAACAUCUGGAUCAACAGCAACCAACACCACCACCUCUACCAAUAGUCUUUCUCCAUCCAGUCUCAGAGAUAUUGCUAAUAGCAACAACGCCUCAGCCGGUUCAUUAGGUUGGGUCUUGCGUGAAUCCACCACCUCAACUAUCACCAAAAGCGGGUCUCCAUCCAACAAACCCCCACAAAACCCAUUCGAUCACCCCACAUACGCCCGUCUUCGAGAAUUGUACCGUCUUUCGAAAGUUCUUUUCGACUUCAUUUGUCCACAAGAAUACGGAAUCAAAUCAGAAGAAAAAUUGGAUAUUGGGCUUUUGACCUCCUUACCAUUGGCAAAACAGAUCUUAUCCGAUAUUCAAGAUAUGAAAAAUCAUGAUACUGCCGCCGUGGUGAAUUAUUUUACCAAAGAAUCACAUAUUUAUACAUUAUUAAAUGUUAUCUAUGGUGCCAAUCUCCCCAUGAAGAUUGCUAGAAAUGCCUUGCCUGAAUUAGAUUAUCUUUCCCAAAUCGUGUUUGAACUUUAUGAAGAAGCCAAUGAGACAAGUGGCGGGACGAAGAAGCAUUCGAUUAGGUUGUCGUUGUCUCCGGGUUGUCAUACUCAGGAUCCAUUGGAUGUUCAAUUGGAUGAUGAUCAUUAUAUUGGAUGUAUUCCGAGGUUGAGUUUGACUAGACAUUUGGAUAUGGAUUUGGUGACUCAGAGAUUGAAGAGUAGGUUUUCGAGAGUUAGUUUGCCAAAGAAGUUUACUCCGGUUAAUAUUUCAAGUCCUUUGACAACUGGAUUGUAG